GUUAUACGCAGCGAGUCAGACGGCUCAGCGAUGGAGGGAGGAGGCAGGGUUUCUUGGGUGAAAUACGGGCCCGUCGUGUCCCUGUUCGUGGUUCUUUUGGCCGUCUGGUUUCGGUCCCCUGACGACGCGGUUCCGGACGACCGGCUGGACACCGUGCUGUCCUCGUUGCUCCGGGCGGAGGGGAAGGUCGGAGUAAGCGACGUCGCCAAGCCCAAAGUGGCGAUCGGUUUUGGGGGUUGUGUUGACCUGAUAGUGGACGGGGUGAUGUUGCUGAAUAAGAUCGGCGUCCCUCCGACCGACCAGCCUCUGCACCACGACUACAUAGAAAGUGAAGUGCAGCUGGCUCAGAGCUUUGCCUACUUCUUUGCACCAGGAGCUGCAGCAGAGCGUUUUAUGCUGAAUGAUACGCUAUUCAGCGAGCUGGUCGAAGCGUCCCGGGACCUCCCUGGAAACAGGUGGGCCGUAGGUGGAAACGCUCCGGUGAUGGCCAGUCGCAUGGCAACGGAGGGGUGCGAUAUUUUGCUGGGUGGAAGUUUCAGCCCCGAUUUUACCGAUGUCCUGUCCCCACACAUAACAGUGGCAGGUAACAUAAUUGAAGAGCCGGACAUUCAUCUAAUCCUGGAGUAUCCGUCUGGUGCUAGCUGGGGUCAGUAUACCUCACGUAGAGCCAACAGAUACAUCGUCCACAGCGAUGACCACAACCCCUACCUGGACUCCAUGGCAGAGUUUGCUGAGAAACUUAAAGACUUUGAACCAGAUCUGCUGGUGGUGGGUGGGCUGCAAAUGAUGGAUAACUUCCCCUUCCAAGCAGGUGAGCGGGACGCUCUCCUCUCCCGCCUGUCGGGCCUCAUGGCCUCCUCGUCUCCAUCCAUUGGAGUGCAUUUUGAGAUGGCCAGUUUUGUAGAGGAGAGUAUAAUGGAAGACCUACUUCACUACGUCAUUCCCCACGCGGACUCUUUAGGGAUGAACGAACAGGAGCUUCCCAACCUGCUCAGCCUGCUAAAAGGCACCAACAUCACCGUGUUGUCGGACCCAAACCCUCGCGUAGCCACCGUCCUCGACCAGAUGAGGGAGGUCUAUCGCAUCGUGAACCAGCGCUCCAAGGACGCCAGUGAAGAAAGUGACACUUAUGGGGCCAAAGCCAAGCCGCUGACUCGGCUCCACGUCCACACGCUGGCCUUUCAGGCCAUGAUCGUGACACGCGGCUCCCAGUGGAAGAACACCAUGUCGGCCACCGCCAAGGCCUCCCUCACGGCUAACCGCCACGUCUGUGGCUCCGACGCCAUCGACCCCAGCAAGGCGAGGCUCAUCAUGGACGACUCGUUCUCCGUCAGCCGGCAGGAAGGCAGCCAGCGCAUCCCGCUGCAGGAGAGCAGGCCGGUCAGCUGCUGGGAUGAAGAGGACUACGAGAUCUGUGUGGCGCCCGUGCUCGUGUGCACCGAGGUUUACCAAACCGCAGGUGGAGGAGACAACAUCUCAGCUGCUGGCCUGGUGCUGCAGAUCUAGAAUAUAAAGUAUAUGAGAACUAUAUGACGUGUGUGUGUGUGUGGGUGUGUGUGGUGCUAACUACAUGUUGGCAGCAUAUGUGACUCUGGAGACGUGAUCCAGAUGGGAUGCAAUGAUUGGGAAAUGUAUGGGGCUAUAUAUCCCAUGUGGACCAAAGCGUACUGUCAUUCUGAGGAGUCAGAUGGGCGGGGGGGGGGGGGGGGGGGUUGGUUAUUAAUCAGGUAAAUCAUGAGAUUUGAGCUGUAUGGGCUCAGCACCAAGCGCUUCUCCUCUACUCCGCCGAGGCCUUACAAGACCUGGGCUUCAGUAAAGCGUAGAUAAGGAGGGAUACGGUUUGGAUAAGGUCCAACAAAAAAAUCAAGCUUUGUUUUGCGGCUAGUAGCUGACAAAUCUUUUACAACUUCAGCUGUAGGAUAAGUUCUCUUUGCGUGGUUUCAAUAAGUGACUCCGCUAUGCAGAGUUGGGUAAUUAUUUAAAACGCUGAAUCUUUUGCUUUCAGGGAGCACGUUUAUCAGGUGUCUGCUACCUAAGAAUACUGCUGCUUACAGCUCAGAACGGGUGAACUGGGCUUUUGCCACACCUGCCUUGCCGCAUGUUUCCACCUGUCAGCAGUGGUGGAAAGUAACUUUUCAAGGUCAUUUUUACCUUACUUGGGUAUUUUCACUUUCUUCUACUUUGCACUACAUUUUUGAAGCAAUUACUGCAUUUUUGCUAGAUAACUUAACAUACAUUUGCAGAUUUACAUUAUUUAUCAAAAAUAUAACUUGACUAAGAAAUUAUAAUCUGUUUACAUGAAUUAGGAUACCCAGCAGUAUAUAAAGCUAAUACAUUUAGCUCCAAAAUUAAAACAUUAAUGCAUCGCUAGUUGCAAUUCAAUUAUAUACUUUAGGGCAAUUCCUCAUAAUGAAUAGCGCAGCAUAGUUCUCCCACCACUGCGGUCAGGUUGGUAAGGUGGCGCGAUCGGCACCGUGAAGCUAAUGAGCAGCUUCUGUCCUGCUCCUUCCCUCAUGUAAUACAUUAUCAAAGGAAAAGAGAUUCAACGUAGUGAGCCAGUGAUGUCAUCACCUCCUGUUCUUCCUACUAUAUGUGAAAAGGUGUCUUCUGUUUGUUUAGGAUUCUCUUUCCUCUCAGCGUCCGUUUCUGUGCAAUACCGCAAAACCGUGUAAAGAGACCACUGCUGGUAGCUUGGUAUGAUGUCAAAGACUCCCUGUCUACCUCCGUCACUCUUUCCUCUGUUACUUUGUCCAACUUUCACCUGUCUCAUUUCUCGUCUUUUUUUUAACUCUUUAAGGACCAAAUAACCAGUGUGGAGUUCCUAAAGUUCUCUUGUGAUAUGAUGCAUAAAGUGGAACAUCUUUCUCUCUUGUUUUUGCUGUUUUAUUGUAAGCUCCACACAAAGCUGUGCUGUUGCCAUGGAUUCCAUUAUCUGUGAAAUAUUGGACCGCACCGUAAAUGUGUGUGUGUUCUUCAUUGGAUUCAAUGCCGGCUAAUGAGAAAAUCUAUAGAUGAAAACGUGUCCGUGCCUGAUUGGCCAUCGACUCCUGUUUCACUGCAGCGCUUUCUACAAACGUUCCAUCGCUGUUUCAUUCAUUUCCUCCAUACAAUAUGAAUUAAUUCUUCUCAUUUUUUCUUGAUUACAUUGUUGCAUGUUUUUUUGAACAUACUUAUCAAAGCGCCUUUUUGCUGAGGAACGUGUUUGUUCAUUACAAUCCACCAAGUAUGAACUACAGAAAUCACUUUAAAUGUUUCCUCCUGAAUGCUUCUGAUUUAUCAUUGUGUUUGAACUUAAACGAGCCUUAUUCUGUUCAGUUUUGAUGUUUAGUGAAAAGGGAAUAUUUAAUUAUUUUACUGUAGGCUUAUGUUUUUUCUCUGAUGUUUUUGUCUUGCACAGUGAUUGGAAGAGUUACGGGUCGUGUUUUUACUGUGAAUUAACUUCAAAGUGCAUUCAUGUUCAGAGAAAGAACUGCUUGUUUGCUACUAUAUAAUAUACUUAUCGAAGCUUUAGAUAAGUCGUACCAUCCUUGUUUCCAAGCUGGGUUUGAAUGUUUCAUGCAUGUUAACUAUUCAAUGCAGAGUCACAACAGAUAAAAUGCUACGCUGAUACAGCAGUCAUUGCUUUGUUUAUGUUCUCAUUCUCUGCAUCAUUGAUUCACGCGUUCACUGCUAUCAUGGCUGCAAACGGUUUUGGUCUUCUGGACUUAAAAACACUUCCCCGACUUUG
Molecule: messenger RNA, 3727 nt
Organism: Gasterosteus aculeatus aculeatus (three-spined stickleback)
Lineage: Eukaryota; Metazoa; Chordata; Actinopteri; Perciformes; Gasterosteidae
Gene: adpgk2
Product: ADP-dependent glucokinase 2
Biological process (GO): glucose metabolic process
Cellular component (GO): endoplasmic reticulum
Molecular function (GO): ADP-specific glucokinase activity
Source: RefSeq, a predicted model, not a curated record